UUGUUGUCAUUAAUCCGCCGAACCUGAGUCCAGACGCAAAUAUUUAUCGGACUAGUUCGCUUCGAUCCAAAGCAUAUAUAGACCGCAGCUAACCGAAAACUGUGGAGCCCAAAAUAAAUGUUUACAUCGGGCGACGUCGCGAAACUUGUGGUCAUAACCGGCAAUUAGCAGUUAUCAGCUAGCAACCCCUUCGAUCCUCUCUCCGUUCCGUUCAAGAGCAACGUAAAAAGGACAACCGGACACCAUGGCAAUGCAACGGGAAGCUGGAGUGCAGGAUUUCGUCCUCCUGGAUCACGUGUCCAUGGAGAAGUUCAUGGACAACCUGCGAAAGAGAUUCCAAGUCGGGUCCAUCUACACAUACAUCGGCGAGGUGUGCGUCUCGAUGAAUCCCUACAGACAGAUGAACAUCUACGAUCCGGAGACGAUCCGCAAGUACAAGGGUCGGGAGCUCUUCGAGAAUCCCCCGCACUUGUUCGCCAUCGCCGAUGCCGCCUACAGGGUUCUCAAGCAGCGCCAGCAGGACACCUGCAUCCUCAUAUCCGGAGAAUCGGGAGCUGGAAAGACCGAAGCCUCCAAGAUCAUCAUGAAGUACAUUGCUGCCGUGACAAAUGCCCAGGGACAGAACGAGAUCGAAAGAGUUAAAAACGUCCUUAUCCAAAGCAACGCGAUCCUGGAGACCUUCGGCAAUGCGAAGACCAAUCGCAACGACAACUCGAGUCGCUUCGGAAAGUACAUGGACAUCGAGUUCGACUACAAGGCGGAUCCCGUGGGUGGCAUCAUUACCAACUACCUCCUGGAGAAGUCGCGAGUGGUGCAGCAGCAGCCUGGAGAGCGCAACUUCCACAGUUUUUACCAGUUGCUUCGUGGAGCCAACGACAACGAACUGCGACAAUAUGAGCUGCAAAAGGAAACCGGCAAAUAUCACUACUUGAACCAGGGAAGCAUGGACAUCCUGACUGAGAAGUCCGACUAUAAGGGAACCUGCAAUGCCUUCAAGACCCUGGGAUUCUCCACGGACGAGGUGCAGACCAUUUGGCGAACAAUUGCCGCCAUUCUGCACUUGGGAAAUGUGGAAUUUCAAACCAUCGAGGAUGAGUUGGUCAUCAGCAAUAAACAACACUUGAAGUCCACUGCCAAGUUGCUCCAGGUCACUGAAUCCGAACUCUCGGAGGCCUUAACCAAAAGGGUAAUUGCCGCUGGAGGAAAUGUGAUGCAAAAGGAUCACAAUGCCACGCAGGCGGAGUACGGAAAGGAUGCUCUGGCCAAGGCCAUCUACGAUCGCCUCUUCACCUGGAUCAUUUCCCGCAUCAACCGGGCAAUCCUCUUCCGUGGUAGCAAAACUCAGGCGAGAUUUAAUUCGGUCAUCGGAGUGCUGGAUAUUUACGGAUUCGAGAUCUUCGACUGCAACAGUUUUGAGCAGUUCUGCAUUAACUACUGCAAUGAGAAACUGCAGCAGUUGUUCAUAGAAUUGGUUUUGAAACAGGAGCAGGAGGAGUAUCAGCGAGAGGGCAUCGAAUGGACCAAUAUUGAUUACUUCAACAACAAGAUCAUUUGCGACCUGGUUGAGCAGCCGCACAAGGGCAUAAUCGCCAUCAUGGACGAGGCCUGUCUGAGCGUAGGAAAAGUCACGGAUGAUACACUCCUGGGGGCGAUGGACAAGAACCUGAGCAAACACCCCCACUACACGAGUCGCCAGCUGAAGCCGACGGACAAGGAGCUGAAGCACCGCGAGGACUUCCGGAUCACCCAUUAUGCCGGCGAUGUGAUCUACAACAUCAACGGAUUCAUCGAGAAGAACAAGGACACGUUGUAUCAGGACUUCAAGCGCCUGUUGCACAGGUCCAAGGACGCCAAUCUGAGUGAGAUGUGGCCCGAGGGAGCGCAGGACAUCAAGAAGACCACCAAGAGACCCUUGACCGCCGGAACCCUCUUCCAGAGAUCGAUGGCUGACUUGGUGGUGACUCUCCUCAAGAAGGAACCCUUCUAUGUGCGCUGCAUCAAGCCGAAUGAUAUUAAGAGCUCCACAGUUUUCGAUGAGGAGCGAGUGCAGCACCAGGUGCGAUAUCUGGGUCUGCUGGAAAAUCUGCGCGUUCGUCGCGCAGGAUUCGUGCAUCGCCAGCGUUACGAUAAGUUCCUGCUGCGCUACAAGAUGAUCUCGCAGUACACUUGGCCCAAUUUCCGGGCUGGAAGCGAUCGCGAUGGAGUCAGGGUUCUCAUCGAGGAGCGCGGCUUUGCGCAGGAUGUGAAGUACGGACACACGAAGAUCUUCAUCCGCUCGCCGAAAACUCUGUUUGCCUUGGAGCAGCAGAGGAACGAGAUGAUACCGCAUAUUGUGACCCUGCUGCAGAAACGAGUUCGUGGCUGGAUCGCCAGGAGGAACUACAAGAAGAUGAAGGCGGCCAUUGCGAUCAUGCGGGCCUACAAGACGUACAAGCUGCGCAGCUACGUCCAGGAGCUGGCCAAUCGAUUCCGGAACGCCAAGCAGAUGAGGGACUACGGCAAGAGCAUCCAGUGGCCGCAGCCGCCGCUCGCCGGACGAAAGGCGGAGGCCAAGCUGCACAGGCUGUUCGACAUUUGGCGCGCCUGCAUGAUCCUGCGCAAGUAUCCCCGCUCCGAGUGGCCCCAGUUGCGGCUGCAGAUCAUCGCAGCCACCGCCUUGGCUGGAAGGCGUCCCUAUUGGGGCCAGCAGCGCCGUUGGUUGGGUGACUACCUCGCUCGGUCGCAGGACAACAGCGGUUACGAGGUCUACAACACGAUUGUGCGGAACGUGAAGAACCAAGUGGGCGACUCCUUCCGCCAGGUGCACUUCUCCUCCUUCGCCAAGAAGUUCAACCACCACAACAAGCAGGAAGAUCGAGCCUUCUUCAUCACCGACUCAAUGAUCUACAAGCUGGAGGGAAUCAAGAGGAAGUUCAAGCUAAUGAAGCAUUCUGUUGGAAUCAGAGAGUUGACUUCCAUUAGUGUUACUCCUGGACGGGAUCAACUGAUUGUCUUCCACUCGUCCGAAAACAAGGACUUUGUGUUUUCGCUGCAGGGCGAGUACACUCCCCUCAAGGAAGAUCGCAUUGGCGAAUUGGUGGGCAUUAUCUGCAAGAAGUACCACGACUUAACUGCAACCGAGUUGCGUGUGGAUGUGAGCAGCAACAUUGCCUGCCGAUUGAAUGGCAAGUCGAGGACUAUUUCCGUGCAGGCAGCUUCAAACGUGGAGAUUCCCAACUUCCACCAUAAGGAGGGCAAUAUCAUCUUCGAGGUGCCGGCAUCAUAUUGCGUUUAAUGGGAGCGGAGCUUCUCUCCCCAAUCGUAUUGUAAAUUAUGGAACUUAAUUUAAGGACAGGGUUAAGUCCGCCCUUUUUUUCUACUUGUGACCCAAUUUUGUCCAACCGGACAAGUCAACUCUGUGUAUACCGUGCCUUCUGCUAACGACAACAACAACCGCUUUGUAGUUUUUAGAAAAAACGUCUUCUAGUUAGUCCUAUCUGUUUUGUGUGUUUGUUUGAUCGAGGCAUUGAUUGUAAUUUUGUACAUUUUUCUAUUACCUAUGCGUUAAGGAGAUAUUUAUUUACCAUCCAUGUGAGAGCCGGUUGAGCUGGCAGACGAGUUAACAAGAAAGUAUUAAAUGUACUUUGUGCAUUUCUUCAAAUAUGAUUCACAGCACACGACAAACCUUUUGUAUUGAUCAGCGAAACAAGUUUGUACUUAAACGUAGUUCACGAACAUAUGUGUGCCAUUCGCAAUUAAUAUUAUUUUAAUAAUAUACGAAAUAAAAACUGUAAACUUUGUACUUGAAAA
Drosophila ficusphila is the source of this 3789-nucleotide messenger RNA. It is a transcript of the gene Myo31DF, whose product is annotated as unconventional myosin ID. Bases 245 to 3274 code for a protein of 1009 amino acids. The transcript is spliced from 10 exons. Gene Ontology annotation, molecular function: microfilament motor activity; ATP binding; actin filament binding. Lineage: Eukaryota; Metazoa; Arthropoda; Insecta; Diptera; Drosophilidae. The record is from RefSeq and is a predicted model, not a curated record. Gene Ontology annotation, cellular component: vesicle; myosin complex; actin cytoskeleton. Gene Ontology annotation, biological process: actin filament organization; vesicle transport along actin filament.